AUGUUACAAAGAUGGCUCAAAGGUUUAUCAAAUGUAUCAGACGACAAAAUGGAGGCACCAUCAGUUGUUUUCACAGUCCCGAUGCCCCCAACAGGACCAUACGGACAACCAUAUUUACCAUCACUAUACAAAGCAACAAAUCUGUUCCAACAGCCACGAGUAAAUGAACGACAUGUAAAUGAACGACGAUCAAAUGAACGUGGUUACCGUUCAAAUAAUGAAGACGAAGAUCGUUAG
Molecule: messenger RNA, 237 nt
Organism: Didymodactylos carnosus
Lineage: Eukaryota; Metazoa; Rotifera; Eurotatoria; Philodinida; Philodinidae
Source: the annotation of a GenBank genome assembly